AUACCUGCCUCUCUUAUAUUUAAUGGUUCAUAUAUCACACAAAAGGAUCCUCUCCUCUGGCUGAUAUGCAUUACAGGAUCUUAUAAUUUUACUUGUGUAAAUAUAAACAGCUUUUCUUCCUUGUCACAGUUUUAUGAGUACUAUGUAAACGUGUUAAGGCUGUUGAAGAUACAGGCAUGGAAAUUGUAUAUGCUGAACUUGUUUUCGACGAGGGCUCAAAGAACUCGUCCCACACAGCAUUCUGUGUGUUCGAGGAUUUCAGUGAUGAGAAAAAACGACAAUCUAUUUCCAGUGGAGAAAUCAACAUGUUAGACAAAACGGCGCAACGCCUUUCAUCAAUUUCCACCUCGUCGGACAUGAGCAUUCAAACAUUUGUGGAAAUGGAAGAGGAACAAGAUAUGGAAGAAUGUGUUCAUUUUCUAAAUGAAAAAUGGAAGGAAGACGAUCAUGAUACUUGCACUUAUAUCUGUUCAGGAAUUACGGAAACGGGGGAUGGAAAAAUCAUCAUCACGACCAAGAGCGGAGAAAUCGCUUUAUAUGGAGCUUCUGGAAAGUUGCUCUCUUUGAAGGAAUUCUCAGAAAAUUUUGAAGGUCUAACACGGACAUCCAAAGAUGAAAUUGCUGUCUCUUGUGGCCACUGUAUAAGGUUCUAUAAAGUGGAGAAGAGCAAAGUACACGAAGAAGCUAAAAAAUGCAUUGACUUUAAAUACACUGAUAUGGUGAAAGUACAUGAUAUGCAUUACAGUGACCAAAGUUUUAUAAUUCUUUGCAAAAUAUUCUCCCAAAGUUCGAUAAAAAGGAUAGACAUGACUGGGAAUACUCUACAACUGUUUUAUCAAACAUCGGAUUGUGUUGACAGUUUCUGCUAUUUUGGGGAAACACUUUUCGUCAUUGAUAAAGAUCAGAGAAAAAUAAAGGCCAUUAAACAAAAUGGUGACCUUAGCUGGGAGCUAACACUUGAUUAUUCACCACGACAUUUGACUAUUGCUGGGGAGGACAGGGUCGUCGUUUCUUUACAUGCAAGACCAGAUCUAAAGUGUUUGACCUUGACCGGGUCUAUUUUGAGCUCAGUCGACACUGGCCUUGACCCCUCUCAGACGCCAUUGCUUCUGUGUUAUUCUUCCGAGUCAAAGUCGAUAUAUUUCUGCCCAGAAGACAUCAAGAAGAUAAAAUCUUCGAAGAAGAACGCAUUUUCAAAAAUUAUUUCGUCUACAAAGUUGGAUUAAAGUUUUAUUUAAAAAGAAAUUUGAAUGAGUACUUCCUUGCAAGUGAAUGUUUGUGUAUGUAGUGCAUUUUGAGAAGAGAAUUUCCUUUAGAUGAUAUAAAUUCUUCCUCUUCGGCACUUUUCCUUCUUUGUUUGACAAGAUUUAUCCUGAAUGCACAAUUACUGUCGUAUGUAUCAGUGUUAUAGACACAAUAAAGUGUGCAAAUAAAUUGCUAAAUUUGGCGCUGUUUGAAGGUGAAAUUGAUGAUUCAUUUUAAAUGUAUUUAUAAUGUCUGUAGGGGAAAAUCAGAUUGUAAAAUAUAGACAUUUAUCUUCAUGAUAGUUAUCAACUAAAUUCGUAUUUUAAUAUAUAAAGUAAGUUUUCCUAAGAACAAAAAGAAAAUGUUGACUAUCUCCAUCGUAAGAGAAAAUACUGUAUAAGGAAGAAAAUUGUGGCAUUUUUAUUCCUAUCCCUCUGCUUUUUUUUUAUAUUAACUUCCGUAUGUUAAAGAUAUCUGUUUACAUAAUAAGUUUCCUCUGUGUAUAGUAAAUAUGUGUGUCUGUUUU
This is a messenger RNA of Saccostrea cuccullata (small rock oyster), 1771 nucleotides long. RefSeq lists its product as uncharacterized. Lineage: Eukaryota; Metazoa; Mollusca; Bivalvia; Ostreida; Ostreidae. The transcript has a single exon. The coding region runs from base 177 to 1226 and encodes 349 amino acids. The record is from RefSeq and is a predicted model, not a curated record.